Phoenix dactylifera (date palm) is the source of this 858-nucleotide messenger RNA. NCBI's taxonomy places the organism in Eukaryota, Viridiplantae, Streptophyta, Magnoliopsida, Arecales, Arecaceae. The record is from RefSeq and is a predicted model, not a curated record.
AUGGAUUGGGAUUUGAUGGAGUGGAUGAUGGAGUGGAAGAGAAGUCAUGCUGUCGAGAACGCUACUGCUGAUAACUGUUUGACAUCUGCUACUCCUAGCAACUAUGAUAACGUCCCCAACAAAGUUUGUAGUACGGGUGGAAAGGUGGGACAAGGGCUGGUGGAAGAACAUCAAAUAGUGAAGAGUGCGGAUGGAAGCCAGGAGCUGAAGGAAGAGGGGGAGGAGACUACUGGAAAGGUGGGACGAGGGCCGGUGGAAGAACAUCAAAUAGUGAAGGUGAUGACGGACGAGCAGGAGGAAGCGCUUCGACGGCAGAUCAGUGCCUCCCGAGCCAUCAGAGAGAGCCUUCUGGAGUCAUACAGGAGAAUUGCUUCCGAGUAUCUCUCCCAGCAUGGUACGAGGAUUGGAAAUCCAAGUACGGAUCCUUUGAAGUCAACUGAAGGCUGUAAGCGAUCCAAUAGGAAGCAGCGAUGGAGUGCAACCCCAACUCAAACGCUGAUUCUUGACAAAAUUUAUCAUUCAGGAAAAGUAUCUCCAAACAAGGAAGAGAUCAAAUGGAUUACUUCUGAACUCUCACAACAUGGUGAAAUUACUGUGUCUAAUGUCUACAAUUGGUUCCAGAAUAGAAAGACACGUGAGAAACGGAAGAGGGUAGAUGAAUUGGUACAUAAGAUCAAAUCUGAAGUUGAGCCAGGGGCUGAAUCCUCCAAUGGGAAGAAAAUCCAGUUAGAGAAAAUAGAUUUUGACAACAAACAGUAUCUCAGUACUGAUGCCCAUUUCUUUCAAACCUCACAAGUCAACUCUGAGAUGCAUUUCAUAAACCAAGAGUCUGAUAUAGCACAUGAAUCCAUCAAUUGA